UCAUAAUGUUUCCUUUAGAAACGGAUACAUUUAUUUUAGAAACCAUUUCCUCAUAGAUAAUAAGAAACAUUUAAGUAAUUUGAAUCCUUGAACCAUGAACGCUUUAUGUGUUCAGACAAUUAGACAUAUUUGCAUUUAAACUGAUCUUUAGCACCUUUUUGACUAGAAGGUGCUUGAAUACAUAGGGUCUUCAAUGAAUUUGUUGUGAUUCUAUGGCACUGAACUUAACUUACAAACUUCAUUGUACUUUAAAUGUAAAGCUAAGUUACCUGAUCCAUCUACCAACCAGGAAGUUUGCUUCUGUGUGUGUGUGUGUGUGGGACGAGAUUUGCGUGACAGUUCCUCAUAUUGAAUCUUGCAGUAACUGGUGAGCAUGUUGUUUUUUUUCACCACUGAGUGUUAUUCACAGUGUGGAGCUAGUGGGACAGAAGUAGAGCAACUUUGUCACAUUAUCAGAAAAACAGUGUGAACAUGUUGGAUCAUGGUGGAAUUGACUGGAGGGCUGGCCAGGUUCUGUCAGCCACCUAUAACUUCAGCCCCAACAGUGACGGGUGCAUGAUAUUUGAUGCCAAACUACAAGCAUCCAUCCAACCUCUGCAAAAGAAGACCACAGUAAAAGAACUGCUAAUGAUGAGACGCCAGAAAUGGAAUUCGGAGCAGAAAUGGAUUUCAGAGCCUAAAUUAAAGUUUGGCAAAUAUGAACCUGUCAUCACGGACCUAAGUCCUCAAAUGGCAACAUCACCAACGCAUGUAAACCAGAGUCCCAUCGCAAACGUUAUCCCUGCUCUUCCAGAAAACGCUGCCAUGACACUGCAGGAUAUGCAACAGCUUGUACAACUUUCCCCUCAAGAACAGAAGGUCUCAGUCUCCAACGGCAAAAUGACACUGUUUCACUGGCAAAUACAGCAAGAGUCCAGGAAGGUUGAAGGUCUGUCUGCAGAGCAGCUGUGCAUGCAGGACUCGGAUGGAGACACAUUUCUUCACAUAGCAGUGGCUCAAGGCAGGCGAGCCCUGUCUUAUGUGCUUGCUGCUAAAAUGGCCAGGUGUGGCUCCCUGGAUAUAAAAGAACACAACGGACAGACGCCUCUCCAGAUCGCGGUGGCCAUCAAUCAGCACUUGAUCAUCUCCGAUCUUCUGACUCACGGAGCGCAGAUCAACAUCAGGGACCUGUGGGGUCGCUCUCCUCUGCAUGUAUGUGCAGAGAAGGGCCACUUCCUCAGUCUUCAGAGCAUCUGCACAACCCUCGCAGGGCGUGGCCGAUCAGUCGAAGUUGAAAUGUUUAACUAUGAUGGUUUGACUCCACUCCACGCUGCAGUUUUGGCUCACAACGCUGUUGUUAAGGAGGUGAGACACCUUGAAAACCCUUGUACUUACAUGAUCUCGGAGCUGGCGCACAGGAGGCGCAGGUACGUGGAGUGCGUCAGGACUCUAAUGCACAUGGGCGCCUCUUACUUGACAAAAGAUCUGAAAAGCGGCCGAACUUGCCUUCACAUGGCUUCUGAGGAGGCAAAUAUUGAGCUGCUUAACGUUUUCCUCGAGCAGCCAACUUCGCUUGCAGCAGUAAAUGUAAAGACAUUCAGUGGAAACACUGCCCUGCACAUCGUCAGCUCUCUGCAAAAUUACAAAAAUCAGGCGGAGUCCGCAAAGCUGCUGUUGAGGAAAGGUGCCGAUCCAGGGAUGAGGAAUUUUGAAAACGAGCUGCCGUGUCAGCUGGUGCCUGAAGGACCUGUCGGUGAAAAGCUCCGGCACAUCCUGAAGGGGAAAUACAAUGUUUAAGUACAACUUCAGAACACUGUCAGUCAGACAGUCAGGUUAAUAAUAUUGGAAAUUUGCCCAACCAAGGCAGAUGAUUGUUGUUUCAGUGAAACACUGCCAUGUGUUCGUUACUAUGUAAUGUUUACAUGUUUUGGUCUUACUUUGUUUUUUUUUUGGGGGGUCUGAACUAUGAAGUGAGUAACUUCACGUUCAUCUCUGGGUGUCUGAAAGUUGCCUCUUAUUUAUGGUGGUGGUAACUUCUGCUGGAGAACAUAACCUGUUCCAGAUCAGAGAGAACAGUGCUUAUGGGAAGUUUUUGGCCACUCCAAUGUAUAAAAAAAGGAUUGUUUGAAUAAAACUGUAUAGUUUCCCUAGAGUUUUACACGCGUCUCGACUACAUGAUCCGGUUCAGGACCAACAGUGGGCUCAAAGUUUGUGGUACCCCUAACUACGCAUUGUCUUUUGUUCCAACCUGCUUCCAUAACUCAGCAGUUUUUCUUUCAUUUUUAGGUUUUGAUUAGAUUAUGGAGAUAACCAUAAAAGUAUUGCAAUAUCCAUGCAAUUAUGUUAUAAAGAGAUCUCUUUCCUGUUUCCAUUCAUCCCUCAUCGCUAAUCGGGCCACUUCACUCCUAUUAAAUAUGUAUUGCAUUAAAAAAGUUUUUUAGAUUUAGGCAGCUUGAAAAGGUUAAUCUGCCUUUGUAGAACAGAGCUUGUUUUUUCCCCAACAUUGUAUUGAUUAUUGGGAUUUGCUGUGAUGGGGAGCUUUGCGUGAUUUAUUAUUUACGUGCUUGUGUUAUUGGUGGGGGAAUACAUUUUAUAAACUUUAGAAUAUUUUCACUUUUGUGUUGACUAAGAAUAAUAGCAGUGAUCUUCUGAUUUUACGUACCAACUUCAGUUUUGUUUUGAUUACGUCAAGUAAUUUUAUUCUAUUAAGUCAUUGAAUGUAGGAAUUAUAGCAGUUCGUUUUAUUGUGAAAUAAACAUGCAUUGAUAGUUCUUCUGUGUGAUUGUAAAAUUAAAGUAAAAAAAUAAAUAAAUGUUUCAGUGUC
Molecule: messenger RNA, 2803 nt
Organism: Girardinichthys multiradiatus
Lineage: Eukaryota; Metazoa; Chordata; Actinopteri; Cyprinodontiformes; Goodeidae
Gene: nfkbiz
Product: nuclear factor of kappa light polypeptide gene enhancer in B-cells inhibitor, zeta
Exons: 10
Coding region: 472-1776 (434 amino acids)
Biological process (GO): regulation of gene expression
Cellular component (GO): nucleus
Molecular function (GO): protein binding
Source: RefSeq, a predicted model, not a curated record